Molecule: messenger RNA, 1683 nt
Organism: Suillus subalutaceus
Lineage: Eukaryota; Fungi; Basidiomycota; Agaricomycetes; Boletales; Suillaceae
Exons: 3
Coding region: 29-1678 (549 amino acids)
Molecular function (GO): protein binding
Source: RefSeq, a predicted model, not a curated record
CUCAAAUAUUUCUCGUUACAUCUGGUGUAUGACUUCCCACUUAGUAGUAUAUCCAAUGCUCAAGACUCGUUGUACACCUCGCCAAGUCAAGAGAGUGGAUUACGAGAUGAAACCCAAAGCAGGAUUCCUGUCUCUUGCUGGAGAACUACUGUUUUACAUUCUCAGUCUUCUUCCUUGCCGAGAUAUUCUUCGUUGCACAUCCGUAUGUAAGGCCCUUCGCCAGACGUACAUCUCCUCCUCCAGGCUUCAGUACAUCGUUGAACUUAGUGGCCAACACUUACUUCCUAUGCCCAACACGGGCGAUCUCGCUCCUGUUUCCCAGCGUCUACAACUCUUGAGGGACAGAGCCCACGCAUGGUUCAAGUUUGAUCUCUACUCUUUCAAAACGAUUUCCAUACCAAACAUACCGUAUGGUCAUGAAACAUUUUUCACUGAUGGGCAUUUCUACUUCUGGGACAAUAUGGAAAACUCGGCCACGAUCAUCCCAGUUCUACCAAAGCCCUCGCAACAAAUAAUCAAGCGCAAGUGGUCCCCAGAAGCGUUAUGUGUAGUGCCCCACUCAAUCAACCGCAACGUGUUCAUAGACCCAGGACAAAACCUGAUUGCCGUGCUGUAUUAUGUUGAUGACGAGCCUGAGACGUUGUACAUUAACCUUCGAGCGCUGGAUAGUGGUGGUAUCCACCCCCGGGCUGCUGGACGGACGCUGUUUCUGUCAGACCUGCUCGAAAACGAUGACGACGACCUCAUUGAAACAACAGGAACGAGCCUCAAAGGUUGUGGGAGGCACAUCGCGUUGCAGCGUUUAUAUGUGGAUUCAGUUGAAGAUGAGGAUGAAAAUAGGUCGCAGCUUCAGAUUUGGGACUGGCAACACUCAACGACAUCUUGUAGUGUCCUCAGCGAUGUAAUGCGUUACCCAGCUGUUGGCUCAACCGAUUUUUGUUUUCUCGAAAACAAUAGGUUGCUAGUUGUCAUUGAGGAUUUGAAGCUCUAUUCAAUCGAGGAUAUGUCACAGGCGCCGCAAUUACUGGCGUGCUUCCUGCCGCCCCUCUUAUUAUCAAACAUGCAGUGCCUCUUUCCGAUGGAUGAUAUUGAACAUAGCGCACAGCUGCAGAUGCAAGCCCGACAAACGAUGCACACCCCAGACCCUACAAAUCAAUUACUAUGCCUUAUCGCAUCUGAUCUAGUCUUCGUUAUUUCCACGAGGAUCUUCUUCGACCUCGAUGGAAUAGCAGUUGCAACGCCAAUACCAUGGGAUCAUUGGGGUCCUUCAAACACCCGUGUUCUUGAGCACCCGGAUCCAUCUCGAUUCAAAAUUCACGUUCGCGGCAAUCGAGUUUUGCAGUCAUUCGAAGCCAGUGCGGGCUCUAUCCAGUAUAAAUUACGUAUGAUGGACUUCAGCCCGCUAGCUGUAACGAACAGGCGGGGUCUAGGACGAGUGGUGAAAGAGCCAUCGACGAUAGACAUCGCUGGAUCCUUUGGAAGCUCUAGGGUCAGCUUGACAACGUCUCUGCCUUACGUCGAGGUCGUAUCGGAUAGAAGAUUCCACAAGUUGCACAACACAUGGCUUGAGAGGGAUAGAAUAUAUUUACUCAACACAAUUUGGGAAUACACUGUCAUACACGGUUCUGUUCGGGAUCUUACAGGGUUGUCAAGGAGGCUUGAGGCCAUUGACUUAUAGCGUAG